Messenger RNA from Ogataea angusta, 1158 nucleotides. RefSeq lists its product as uncharacterized. Gene Ontology annotation, cellular component: cytoplasm. Gene Ontology annotation, molecular function: cysteine synthase activity. Bases 1 to 1158 code for a protein of 385 amino acids. The transcript has a single exon. NCBI's taxonomy places the organism in Eukaryota, Fungi, Ascomycota, Pichiomycetes, Pichiales, Pichiaceae. The record is from RefSeq and is a predicted model, not a curated record.
AUGCCUCAAAUUCAUGGAGGGACUCACGCAGCAAUAAUAUUAUCCCUCAUUGUGGCUUUCUAUCCAUGGCUGCACAACAUCAAGAGGUCUAAACGGAAACGAGCAAUAGCCAAAUGUUUGGCAGACUUAAUAGGCGAUACACCUCUUCUCAAAAUACGCUCACUAUCCGAAGCUACAGGCUGUGAGAUUUACGCAAAAAUGGAACUAUGCAACCCAGGGGGCUCAGCCAAAGAUAGAGUCGCUUUGGCAAUUAUAAAGGAUUUUGAAGAUCGAAACUUGAUUACACCCAACAGGGGCGACGUCAUUUUCGAAGGGACAUCGGGGUCUACGGGCAUUUCAAUAGCUAUGCUUUGUAAAUCCUUGGGCUACACAGCGCAUAUAUGCUUACCUGAUGACACAUCGGAUGAGAAAGUAAAUCUCCUACGAAUGUAUGGAGCUGUUAUUGAAAAAGUGAAACCGGCAUCAAUUGUUGAUCCAAAUCAAUAUGUAAAUGCAGCAAAAAGUGGAGCCGAUAGAAUAGCUAGUGAUCCCAGUUCCAGUAAUAACGCUGUAUUUGCAAAUCAAUUCGAGAAUGAAUGCAACUGGAAAGUUCACUAUGAAACGACCGCAAAAGAGAUAUGGGAGCAAACUGAAGGAAAGCUAGAUUUUUUUGUUUCAGGGGCAGGGACGGGUGGCACGAUUGCAGGUUGUUCAAUAUUUUUCAAACAAAAAAAUAACUCAAUAAAGACAAUUCUAGCAGAUCCCCAAGGGUCUGGCCUUUUCAACAGAGUUCAGUAUGGUAUCAUGUAUGACACCGUCGAGAAAGAAGGAACCAGAAGAAGGCACCAAGUUGACACUCUAGUGGAAGGGAUUGGACUAAACAGAAUUACCAAGAAUUUCUCACAGGGGGAAUCCUAUAUCGAUGCGGCCGAGAAGGUCAGCGACAAACAAGCGAUUUUGAUGGCUCGCUAUCUCAACGAGAAUGAGGGCCUUUUUUUGGGAUCGAGUUCUUGCGUGAAUGCAGUAGCUGCGGCAAGAAUAGCUUUUACGAAGGCUAAAAAAGGGGAUACCAUUGUUUUUGUUGCCUGUGACUCAGGAAGCAGACAUCUAUCUAAAUUUUGGAAAGAGGCUCUUAAAUACGACCCUCCUUCAGACCUGAGGGAUAUUAUUAACAUUUGA